AUGUCACAAGUAUUCCAGAAUACUACAACGGUAUUACCAGUAUCUUCCACUUUUAAAGAUGCAGUGGAAUUAAUCACUCAAACACAACCACAAUUAAACAUAAUAGAACAAUAUUGGGCAUCUUGGUAUCAUUAUAUGCAAAAUGAUAUUUUAGCAACUGGUUUAUUAUUUUUUGUAUUACAUGAAGUUAUGUAUUUUGGUCGUUGUUUACCAUGGUUUAUUAUUGAUAAGAUUCCAUUUUUUAGAAAAUGGAAAAUUCAACCAACCAAAAUCCCAUCUGAUAAAGAACAAUGGGAAUGUUUUAAAUCUGUCUUAUUACAACAUUUCUUAGUUGAAGCUAUACCAAUUUGGACUUUCCAUCCAAUGUGUGAAAAAUUAGGUAUUUCAAUUCAAGUUCCAUUUCCUCAUUAUCUUACAAUGUUGAGACAAAUUACAAUCUUCUUUGUAUUGGAAGAUAUGUGGCAUUAUUGGGCUCAUAGAUUAUUCCAUUAUGGAGUUUUCUAUAAAUAUAUUCAUAAACAACAUCAUCGUUAUGCUGCUCCAUUUGGGUUAACAGCUGAAUAUGCUCAUCCUGUUGAAGUCUUAUCAUUAGGUGUUGGUACUGUUGGAAUGCCAAUUGCUUGGGUUUAUUUUACUGGUGAUUUACAUUUAUUUACUUUAUGUUGUUGGAUUACUCUUAGAUUAUUUCAAGCUGUUGAUUCACAUUCUGGUUAUGACUUCCCUUGGUCAUUAAAUAAAUUCAUCCCAUUUUGGGCUGGUGCUGAACAUCAUGAUUUACAUCAUCAUUAUUUCAUUGGUAAUUAUGCUUCAAGUUUUAGAUGGUGGGAUUAUACUUUAGAUACUGAAUCUGGUGGUGAAGCAAAAGUUAGUAGAGAGGAAAAAAUGAAGAAAAAAGCUGAAAAAAAGGCAAAAUAG
Molecule: messenger RNA, 915 nt
Organism: Hansenula ciferrii
Lineage: Eukaryota; Fungi; Ascomycota; Saccharomycetes; Phaffomycetales; Wickerhamomycetaceae
Product: sterol desaturase family protein
Exons: 1
Coding region: 1-915 (304 amino acids)
Biological process (GO): ergosterol biosynthetic process
Molecular function (GO): C-4 methylsterol oxidase activity; iron ion binding
Source: RefSeq, a predicted model, not a curated record